AUGGGUCCAAAUCUGGACGAAAUUCUCGAGAGGAAAUUCACUUCAGUUUUCCGCAAAGGUUACCGGAAGUACGGGAAAUUCACGCUUCCGGCGAGAUUCGAGGAUUUGCGCACAGAAAUCGACGAUUUCGAGGUGUUCGAUGACGACGUUUGGGUUUGCAGCUUUCCCAAAACCGGCACCACGUGGACGCAGGAGAUGGUUUGGUUGAUCUGCAACGAUUUCGAUUACGUCAAAGCCGAAGAAAAUCUGGGCGCAAGAUUUCCAUUUUUAGAGGUUUCAGCAGUUUUCGAUUUCAGAGAUUUGAUUUCAGAAAACGACGAAUUUAAACCUCCAGUUUUCAUUGAGAAUUCGCUUGAAUUCACUAAGAACUGUCCAAGGCCAAGGAUGAUCAAAACGCAUCUUCCAUGGGAUUUACUUCCAAGAGCGAUUCGAGAGUUUCAAGUUAAACCUAAGAUAAUUUAUGUGAGUCGAAAUCCAAAAGAUACGUGCGUCUCCUACUUCCAUCACGCUCGACUUUUCGAAGGCUUUUCCGGGGAUUUUCGCGAUUUCGCUCAGCUUUUCAUCGCUGGAAAAGUAAGUUUUGGUCCGUUUUUCGAUAAUUUCUUAAGCUUUUGGAACGUGAAGGAUCAAAAAAAUCUGCUUUUCAUCAAGUACGAAGACAUGAAGAUGGAUUUGGGAGAAGUGAUGGAAACUGUGGCGAAAUUCGUUGGGAAAACUUUGAGCGAAAUCGAAAAAUCUAAGCUGUUGAAGCAUCUCAGUUUCGAGGAGAUGAAACGAAAUCCGGCUGUAAACUUCGAGCCGGUCCUGGAAUUUCAUCGACGCUUCAAUUUGGUGAAAGUAGAUGGCGUUUUCAUGAGAUCUGGAGUUCGACGAUUGGAUUAA
Molecule: messenger RNA, 882 nt
Organism: Nicrophorus vespilloides
Lineage: Eukaryota; Metazoa; Arthropoda; Insecta; Coleoptera; Silphidae
Product: sulfotransferase 1C4-like
Exons: 6
Coding region: 1-882 (293 amino acids)
Biological process (GO): sulfation
Cellular component (GO): cytoplasm
Molecular function (GO): sulfotransferase activity
Source: RefSeq, a predicted model, not a curated record